AUGACAAGAAUUAUGAGGUUUGCAUUCAUAUGCAUUGGAUUACUUGUUCAUACCGUGCUGAGCGAAAAUUUGAAGAUUGAAGAUCUUUGCCAGUUCAUAGGAGACGAUUUUACCCCGAAGGUAUUUGAGGGACAAACUGCAGUAGAUGCAAACGAAGCCAUUCAUACCAUAUUUUCGCAUUCCAAGACAAAUUUAUUGAACGGAAAAUACGGCAUUAGUUCAAUGGUCUACGAUAAGAUUAUCGGCACAAUUAUACAGGUCUCCGAAUUCAAUCCAUCUAAUAUUUAUGAAAAAGUAAACAAGUUGGAAAUCUUGCCAUCAAGUGCUGACCUAAAAGUCUUUGGAGAUGAGACAAAGUCUGUAGUUUUCUACUGUGGAUUUACAGGGCAUGCAAUGUUGUGUGAAAUUUUCAAGGUCACCUCUCCUGAUCGCAAACAUGAGCAUUUAUGGAAGGUCCUUGUUUACAACAGUGGGAAUGGCUUAGAGCAUCAUCCAGGAUAUCAUGUUGGUCCAAAAGAAAAAUAUUCACCAGUGGUCAUAUAUGAAGGUCCUCCACUUCUUGUCAAUGAAGCCUGGGUUGAGGCUGCAAUGCACUUUGGCUCGUAUGAAAAAGUUAUCAAGAAUUUCUAUCCUAGACUUUUAGGCAAUUUUGAUCGCUCCAAUGAAACGUAUGACGUAUUUAUUGAUCCACAAAGAACGGGAACAUGUUCUUUUUCAUCGUAUCAUGCAUAUUUUACAUUUAAGCUCGGUGAGAGUGAGUAUAAAAAGAUUUUUGCAGUUGCGUCUUCAAGCGCUCUGAAGGAUUUUGUAUCUGGACGAUUUUCAGAUCUUGUUUCAGAAAAAUAUCUCUCCAAGCAUGCCCUUUUUUUUGCUUUCCCAGCGAUAUUACUUCCGUUUUACAGAUUCAUCUAUCAAAUAGCCAACAUGUUUCCUUUCAAGUUUUUGACGGGGCCGAUAUUUUUAUUACAAUGCUAUUUAAAUGAACGUGUCACAGGGUUUUUGGCUUUAAUUCCAUUUCUAUCGAAAGAAAGACGCGAAAAAAUUCGAUCUUUUAACCAUGAAAAAUUGGCAUCUUAUACCAGCGCCUUGAACGAGAUAGGAAAGUUUCAUUUUUUGAGAUGGAAUGUUGAUCUUGUUGAUACAAUGUUCAGAUAUCUGGUUGAAAUUGGAAAUGGCGUGUUUGGGACAAAAGAACAUCUCUUUUUUGACGAUCUGAAAGUAUCUUAUGAUCAAUUCCAAAUAGCAAGGAAGAAAAAUAUUUUCGACGCAGUUCCUACACACAUAGCAGAUAAUAGAGGUAUAAGAGCCUCUUUUUCCGAACCAGAUUGGAAGCCUUUUUCGCUUGGUUAUCACGAAAAGUUAUCCACUAGAGACAUGUUUUACUGCGAGCUUCCCAAUUUCGAGUAUGAAGAUGGUACUUAUGAUGGCGGGAAUUUCACCGAAUUUUCAAACUCAAUUUUGCGUUUUUUGGCCAACGAAAUCGCUUAUCAGCCAUGCUUUAUGGGCGAAAAGAUUCCUCUGAUUUCGUAUCUGGAUUCUGUGACGUUUCGGAUCGUGAAAAUGGUAGACAAAUUUGAUUCACUCGAUGUCAAUAAAAUGUGGUUUCUUUACGAAUUUUUUGCUAAAGUACUGCGUUUAUUAGAAUAUGAGGAUUGUCGCAACUUUAUUUACCAAAAGAGUCUCAUUUUAGUUGAAAUUUUCAAAAUUUACAAGCGAAUAUACACCCGGCAUUUAAAGGCAUCUCUGAAUGGCGAUGAAAAUAAGUUUAGGCUUCUUAAUGAUUCGAUUUUUGAAAAGCUAUCGCCCUCUUUUUCAUAUUAUAACCAAAUCGAUCUUCUAGAAAGGAAGUUACCAACAGAUAGGAAGAUUUUUCAGUUUCUUCCGGAGGAUCAAGAACUUGGCUCUAAAUUGGUCUCCAUAUUGUUUAAAGGCAGCCAAGACCUUCCGAAUUUAGACGAAAUGAGACAAUUUUUCGCUUUGUAUCGGAUUAAUUACGAGAAAGACGAUUAUCAUGGUUAUGAUCCAGAUCAUUAUAAAAGGAUGGCAUAUAUUUUGACAGUAAUUUUGAACCCUCUUAACGUUAAAAAACCUAGCCAAGGUGUGCUCCCAAAAGCCUGCUUACUUGAUACAUAUUAUUACAAUCUUUUGCACAUGCUUCACGAGCUAUCACACGAUCAUCUCUAUUCAUAUGUUGUAUCUGCAUCCAGUUCAUUUUGCUUUUACAGUUCAAUUGAUACUCAAAGUCAUUUUGAGGUUAAAAAAACUGGUUACAGUAAUGCUAAAGAAAUCUCAUCGCUAUUUUGGAAAGAAAAAAGACCGCUGGACUUGAUGAAUUUGAAUGACAAAUUUUCGUCUAUUUUUUAUUUCUUGACUUACCUGCAAGAAGAUGAUGCUUUCAUUUUAUCUGAAGCUGGACUUGGAAUUCUUUACACAUACAUCCUAAAACCAUCAACAUAUGCUGAGGAUGACUCUGAAAAGGCUCUACCUCCAGUUAUCCGAUAUUUUUUGUGUCGGAAGGAGAAAAUACUCGCAGAAGUUUUUAUAAAUGGCGAUAACACGGAACUGUUUAAGCUUUUGGCAAAUUACCAAAUAAUCCUCAAUCGCUUGAUGUUGAUCCAAAAAACCGACCUCGACAUUGGUGAUCUUGAGCAUGUUUUCGUGGGCGAAUAUCAGCCGAUUUUCGCCUUUCUCAAGCUUAAUGCGCUGAUACUUGGGGAAAAGCUUUCUAACCUCUCCAAUAGCCAUAACUUUUAUUUGUCGGUGAUAUCGAAUUUUGAGCUCAUAAGCUCGUUCUUUUUGGAUGAAGAAAUUCAAUAUGUGCUUAGGAUGUAUUAUGACCAUUGGAAAUUUUCAUCCUCUAAAUCAAGAUGCGCAGCAGAAACAGCAAAAGGAAUCCAAAAUUUGGUGAAUGGAAAUUUUCUGGUCAAUGAAGAAUGGAUACAGCUUUCGGGACUUCCGUUCCCUAACCACCGUUUAUGGAAAAUGAUGGACGUAAAACAGAAACGCGAUUAUAAAGUAGAAGCUAUGCUACAUCGGCGUCAAUCUGAUGGGUCAAUAUUCUCCACCAUCAAAUAUAACGAUAUGCCUUUAUUUCUAAAUGCAAGCGAUGCUUUUUUAUUGAGAAAUGGUGAAAUAGAAGCCAAGCUUGUUUCUGACGAGUUCAAACUUUUCCAGCCUGAACUGCGUCGCGAAGUUGCAUUCAACAGCAAAAUGGUAGGAUCCGACGAUGAUAUCAUUGCAUUCAAAACCCACUCUAAUAGGUGGAUCGACAAAGUGUACCUUUUUGAUUCAGACGGAUUCGAGUAUGGGGAGGUUUCUGGCCGAAAUAGUUUACUUUUGAAAAACUCGUCCAAAUUCAUACAGGAGCUAUCGAGCCCACUUCCCUGUUCUUUUCGCAUAAAUUCGUUUUGCUCUUUCUCUUCGGCAUCGCAAUCGUUGCUUGAUGCGCUUUUGACCCGUGGGGUACUUUUUAACUUUGCAUUGGACUCGUACAUUUUUACGCUAGAAAGUGAGGCUCAAUCCUUUUAUUUGUUUGACAGCUACAAUGGCCCAGCAAAGGAAUUUUACGCCAUAAAAGAGGGAAGUGAUCAGUAUUUUGCUGUUAUCAAGGGUGAGAAAUUGAAGAUGCACCCUCCUGCUGAGAUCGAGGAAAAUUUCUUCGCCUCGUCAAACUUGCCUUUUCUAUUUGUGUCCGCUGAAACGUUUUUUUACACUGUUAUCCCGGUACCUAUGUCACCACUUGGAAAGUCGUACAAGUUUACUUUUCUCAAGGCCACGUGUAAAGAUCUCAAGUUCAACAUCGAAGGUUAUCAUCGAGAGGUCGUCCUUUCCAUCGUCUAUUGGCUUGUCUUUUUAAGAUACUAUGACAGGGCUAUGCAAUACGUUUCCUUGUACACGAGCAUUUCGUUCGAACUCACUGAGAUCGAAUUGGUCAUUUUGCAAAAUAUCCUCGAAAUCAAAUACCGUGAUCUUGAGUAUGUUGUGAUAGAAGGCUGGGCAAAUCAUCUUCUUGAUGAACAUGGCAUCUUUUUCAAACGUCUCUUAAAUGAAGAGAAUAGGGUCAAAAAGAUUACCGACAUUGCAAAUUUGAUUUCCAUUAUCCCAUUCAAGUACAAAAGGCUCCUUUUCUCUUUCCUUCCUAACAUCGGUGAAGAUAAAUAUCUUUGGGCAUAUUCUAACAGGUUGGAAAUUGGUUCUAGUGAUGCAGAGUCGUCAAAAAUACAGCCAAAUAUCACUGACCUUAAAAAAGCUAUCGAAGAUGCUGACUAUAAGCUUUCUCGCAAUAGUUUUUCCAAAUUAAAGCUGACGCACUGGAGUAAAUUUCAAUAUUUUCGCUUCCCAAGCGGUAUCUUUUUUUUUCUAUACGACUUAGCCGGAUCAUGCAAAGACUUGACUGAUUUUACGAGCAGAUUGAAUUCUCAUUAUCUCAAUUCUAUACGAUUUUAUCUUGAAAUAAAGAAAGAUAAGGACGAUUACAAAAUUGUCUGCUUAUUUCACGUCAUUUUCAUGGUUUUCAACAGGCUCCCUGAUAAGGAAAAACUCGCAACUUUUUUUGCUAAAUUUAAAAAAAACACAUUUCCUUACGAAGUGUUGGACAUUUAUGAACAAUCUGUGGAAUUCAAGUCAUUUAUCCCUUAUAAGAGAUUGAUCAGAAUCACUGCAGUACUCCCAUCUCCUCCUGCCGACUAUGGAAAUCUCCUAAACAUAACCGUGCAAAGGAAUGCCCUUUCGUCUGAUCUUUUCAAGGCAAAUGCAAGCUUUACAUUCUUUAGUGAUGCUGCCUCAAUUGAACAGAAAUUGAAAUCAAUAGUUUCCACUGAUGAGCCUCUUUAUGGGCUUCCCCUGGGUGCCUUAAAAGACCCCAGGCUUCUUGCCCWAAUGCUGCUAUGCGGGUCGGUUGAGGAACUCGGGGCCUUUUUCACAGUUAGUGCUGAAAAGGUCCCAGAGCUGCUUGAUCUUUUGUUGUCCCAUUUCAUCACAUUCUUUUAUUGCAAGUCUUCCUUUUUGCAAAAAAAUACUUUUUGCCAGGCCUGGCUCGAGGAAAAGGAAGCUUCCACUCAGAAGAGGAGGUCUUUGGUUAGUCAACCAUUACCUGUUACUGUGCAGGACAAGGUUUUCAUUCUCAUCGAGUUUUUCACAAAAUAUCCGUUGUAUGAAGAACAGAGGACCAUUAUGUCGACAAUUUUAGACAAGAUGAUGCACGGAGGGUCGUAUGUUGUGCAACAGGGCAUGGCUGGCGGAAAAACCACGCGCUUCGGUCCGGUUGCCGCAAUCGUGGCAACGUCAAUUUUGAGGAAAUUGCCGAUUUUCAUUUUUCCAAAUUCAAUCCUCAAUCAGAAUAUUUUGCAGCUGCAGCAAUGGCUUUUUGACUUUUUCGGCAAAAGCGUUUUCGAAUUCAAAUCAGAACGAUCGCCCUAUGGAUACAGCGAACAGUAUCUGCGCUAUCUCUACUAUCGGCUUACAAUGGCCCAUGAUCGCGGCGAUGUGUUCGUGUCUUCGAUGAACAGCAUUCAAUGCCUGCUGAAUGCUAGGAAGGAACUGCUUUUGCAAAACACGCAGACGUCAAAGAGAUCUCUUGUUUGGAUUUUGAGGAUCUUGCACUUCAUUGAACAUUACUCGAUAUUUGUGCUUGACGAAGCAGACGAAAUCAUGGAUGCUUCCGUUCUGUACAACUUUGACACCAACGAGCCCGAUGAAAAGGACUGGAAAGUCAUUGAUGUGCUCAUUCAGUGUUUCCUAUUUUUGAGACACAAAAAGGUAUUCAAAUCGCAAACCGGAAACCCGAUCACCAUCUUUGAAAUCAAAGAGCCUCUUACGCUGUCUGCUGUCGAGCUUUUCAAAAAGAUAUUGCAUCAAGAACUUGACCCUAUUUUGGAAAAUACCAGCCAGGAAACUCGCGCGUUGAUAGUUGAUCACCUUUUUGUCAAUUGCUGGGAAAGGGUCCGAAAUGUGGGGUAUGGAGCAUCCAUGGAAUCUCCGUUUCCAUAUCCCAUCCCAUAUUCGAUGGCAAACACACCAAGGGAGGGCAGCAGCUUUGGAAACCAGCUGUUCAUCAUUGCCAUUUCGCUCAAGUUUUACCUUGAAAACGAGAUGAAAGAUCUGAGCGAGCCUCCUUUGUUCUUCAACGAAGAUAAUAUGCAUUCGAUUCUGGAGCUCUAUUACGAUUAUGAAACGCUAAAACAAAUCAAGAGGGAAACCAAGUCAUCUGUUUUGAAGCUCUUCAGGCUUUUAAGGGAAAAAAUCUAUGAAAAUGACGACACUCUCAAACUCUUUUUGAGGAAUGUAGUAAUCGAAGGUAUCAAUACAUCGCCUGAUCAGAUCGUAUCAUCUGCCAUUGAAUUUAUUUUGUCUUGCAGUCAGGUCCUUGCAUACAGCGGCACCUUAUACAAUUGGAUGAACUUUGAAGUGAUCCCAAAUGUUGAUAUUGAUGUGAGCCAGUCUUAUGUGAUCGAGAGACGAAUCCACAAUUCGUUUGCUUUUGCUCCUCGACCUUGCUACACAAAAAAUUACCCUGAAAUUCGAAGCUAUGUCUCUCAACGCCAAAAUCUGGGGCUUCUUGACAACAAGAAUGCCCAAGUUGAUGCUUUGGUGGCCUUCAUUUUGGAAACUAGCACGACAGCAUUGUUUGAUGCAGGUGCUCUUUUGAAGGAUCACUCCAACGCCAAGAUAGCAGAUC
Molecule: messenger RNA, 6676 nt
Organism: Mitosporidium daphniae
Lineage: Eukaryota; Fungi; Microsporidia
Exons: 1
Source: RefSeq, a predicted model, not a curated record